GCCACGGCACUAAUGGAAGGGGAAACCCUAAUGAAUUCAGAGUGACCCUCGGCUUCCUCCAUCUGUAGAAACUCAGUGCUUCAAUGAAGGACGACACUCUGUGACGAAUCAAUAUCAUCCACGGUGUUCUCAGAAACCCUAAUUCCUCGAAAUGCCAUCAAUUGCCUCCAAACUUCCGGCCAAAGCUCUAGGGAGACUUCUCACUGUCGCUCCGAGACAAUUACUUGUUCGGUCCCUCAGCACCGUCUCCGAGGAACGAACCCAGAAACUCGAGCGGAUCGCCGAUGACCUCCUUGGCCUCACUAAAAUCGAACGACAUGAUUAUGCCAUCCUCUUCCGGCUGAAAAUGGGGUUAAACAAGUACGGCCCUGCAGUUUCUGGUCUAAGCGCAUCAGGUUCGGCGUCCGCCGGAUCUGCAUCCGCCGUAGCAAAAGAGGCUGAGAAAACCGUGUUCGAUAUAAAGCUCGAGAAAUUUGAUGCGGCGGCCAAGAUCAAGAUCAUAAAGGAGGUGAGGACGUUCACUGAUUUGGGUCUGAAGGAGGCUAAGGAUUUGGUGGAGAAGGUGCCUGUGGUGCUGAAGAAGGGUGUAACGAAAGAUCAAGGAAACCCAAUUAUUGAAAAGCUGAAGGAAUUGGGAGCUACCGCGGUACUGGAAUGACUUCUUUUUUCUUGUCAUUUCAUAUGUUCAUUUUGGAUUAAAAUAAAGCUGCCCUUGUUUGAGGACUAACGAAAUUUUUUGAAAGAGCCAAGUUUUCCGAAGAUUACAUUUCAUAAUGAUAUUGUUGCUUGACAUGAGAUUUAAAGUACAUUUGGCUUUUCCCCUUUGGCAUUUCUCCAUUCGAUUUUCAAUGACAACCAGUAUCAUUCUGA
Molecule: messenger RNA, 870 nt
Organism: Cucurbita pepo subsp. pepo (vegetable marrow)
Lineage: Eukaryota; Viridiplantae; Streptophyta; Magnoliopsida; Cucurbitales; Cucurbitaceae
Biological process (GO): translation
Cellular component (GO): ribosome
Molecular function (GO): mRNA binding; structural constituent of ribosome
Source: RefSeq, a predicted model, not a curated record